GGGAUUUCAUUUAGCCAUGGAGCGUUGGACGAAUCGCGUGGCAGUCGUCACUGGAGCUAGUUCGGGAAUCGGAGCAGAGCUUACCCGGAAACUCGUAUCCGCCGGAGUGGUGGUGGUGGCUCUGGCCCGUCGUCUGGAUCGGCUGGAGCAGCUGCGUCAGGAUCUGCCCGAGGAGGAGCAACGGCAGCGUCUCCACAUCCGGCAUUGUGAUGUCACGGACGUGGAGGCCGUCAAUUCUACUUUCGAUUCGAUCAGAGAUCAUCUGGGUGGUGUGGACAUCCUGGUGAAUAAUGCCGGAAAGCUAUCCGGUGGACAGCUGCUCACCAUGCCCCUGGACAUUGUCCAGCAAGUCCUGCAGACAAAUGUCAUGGGCGUGGUCCAGUGCACCCAGAGGGCCUUCGAAUCCCUAAGGGAGCGGAAGGUCCCAGGUCAUGUAGUGCUUAUCAAUAGUAUCGUGGGUCAUUAUCUCUUCAAUCCGCUUCCCGGGAGCCAGCAGGAGCUCAACAUAUAUCCUGCCACCAAACACGCCCUCACGGCCCUCACAGAGCUCUUCCGGCAGGAGAUGAGGGAUUUCAAAACGAAGGUUAAGGUUACGAGCAUCAGUCCUGGACUAGUGGACACGGAACUGGUGCCGCAGGCCUACAAAACGCUGCCCAUGCUGCAGGCCGAGGAUGUGGCAAGUGCGAUUAUGUAUGUCCUGGCCACGCCCCCGCAUGUUCAGGUGCACGAGCUGACCAUCAAGCCCAUGGGUGAGCCCUUCUAGGCAGAACAAAAGGCCGAAGGACAUCAAAAGGACACCUCGCACUUGCCAUUUCUUUUUUUUUUGUGAAUUUUUAAAACAUUACGACACACUGGUUCUUGAGGCCAAGUACACUUAUGAACUGAAUAAUUUCUGCAACUGGAAAAGGGCUAAGGGCACUGAAAGAAAUUGUAUAACUAUUUUUAAUUUUUAACUUAUAGUUUUUAAGAGGAAUGGCCUUAAAAAUAUGCCUAUUUAUUUGCCUAAAAAAUAUCAUCCAAUAAAGAGAGGCAGAUCAUAUCGGA
This is a messenger RNA of Drosophila ananassae, 1044 nucleotides long. Its product is annotated as farnesol dehydrogenase. Lineage: Eukaryota; Metazoa; Arthropoda; Insecta; Diptera; Drosophilidae. The transcript has 2 exons. The coding region runs from base 17 to 763 and encodes 248 amino acids. The record is from RefSeq and is a predicted model, not a curated record.